UCUAGUGUACAAGCAGAGCUAACUAGCUCUUGUACUGUACAACCUUGGAUUACAAACAUCUUGAACAGAUAAGUUCCCACACAUGAAAGUAGUGAGAGCCUCUGUGAGAUUCGUCUAUAUUACCUCGGAAAUUGUGUUCGGUUGCGGAAAAAAGAACUUCUGAAGGCUCCGAGCAGGAUGAUGGCGUGCUGCCUGCGCCCUUUGCUCUCAGUUGAACCCACACGAGGACUCGUGGACGAAAAGCUCCGGAUUGCUGUGACAAAUUUAAACCCGAAACAGGAGGUGACCCUUUACUGUCUGCAUCAUUCAGAGAGCAAAGACAUUUGGGAAGCAUUUGGACACUAUGUGAGCAACGAACAGGGCACUCUGACAGUGGAAAAGGACUCCAGUGUGGGAGGCACGUAUACAGGUGUGGAGUCCAUGGCAUUGAUGUGGAGCCUGCGGCCAGUGCAAGGCAGCCGAGCAGGACUGAGGUUGCAAACGCGAGAUGUCCUCUCGCCAAUGAUAUUCCACAUUUCUGUGUACAAUGGACACAUUUCUCAGGAUUUUAACCAGCUCACACCGUUGGUGACCAGCGUCAUAGAAAGAUGGUACAUGGCUCCAGGUGUGCAAAGGGUCCAUGUACGUGAGAAAGGAGUUCGAGGAACUUUGUUCAUCCCUCCAGGUCCUAGCCCAUUUCCAGGUGUGUUGGACUUGUGGGGAGGAGGUGGAGUUCUGGUGGAGUAUCGAGCUGCCCUGCUAGCGUCACAUGGCUUUCUUGCUUUUGCUCUGGAGUAUAUAACUCCAGGAGAAAUGAUAGCCAUGAAUAGUACUUACUUUGAGGUAGCAUAUCAGAUCCUGCAGGAGCAUCCCAUGGUUCUAAGGGACAGAUUGGCUCUGUUGGGCCUCUCAUUGGGUGGUUCUGUUGCUCUGUCUCUGGCUGCCUACUCUGUCAAGGCUGGUUGUACGUGUGCACUCGAAGGCUGUGACUGCCCCAUGGAUGAUACUGCACCAGCCCACCCAGUCAGCAGCAAGAGAGGACCAGGGAAUCAUUACAUUGAGAGAAAUUUCUUCUUGCUGUCUGUAUUGCUAUCUCCUAAAUACGGCUCGUAUAACACUCUUACAUAUGUGAUUUUGUCACAGCCCCGGUGUUGUAUAUGCAUCAGUGGCAAUCAUCUCAUUCCUGUGCGUAAUACUAUGUCUGAAAUCAUCGAAGAAUUGAUCAGUCUGUCUCAUAAAGGACGGAUAAAGGAUAAUCAGGCCAUCUUGAGAGACCUCUUCCUGCCCAUCCCCACAGAUCUAACCAAGAAAGUGGAUGUUGGGCAAAUAAGAUGUCCGCUGCUUUUGAUUGUUGGGGAUGAUGAUCAGAACUGUGCUGCACUGGAGUUUGCUGAAGAUAUGGAGAGAAUAACUGAAAAGGCAGGGAAUCGGCAUUUGCUCAAGACCUUCAUCUAUCCUGGUGCAGGUCACCUGAUUGAGCCACCCUACACACCACACCACAGAGCCUCCAAAUUCAUGUUUCCUGACAAGCAGAAAGUGAUCCUGCUUUGGGGUGGACAGACCAAACCGCAUGCAUAUGCACAAGAAGAUUCAUGGGAGAAAAUUUUGGACUUUUUACGCCAACACCUCUGCAUUACAGUUCCAAAGGCAGCACUCUAG
Neoarius graeffei (lesser salmon catfish) is the source of this 1638-nucleotide messenger RNA. RefSeq names its product bile acid-CoA:amino acid N-acyltransferase-like. The coding region runs from base 178 to 1638 and encodes 486 amino acids. Lineage: Eukaryota; Metazoa; Chordata; Actinopteri; Siluriformes; Ariidae. Gene Ontology annotation, molecular function: fatty acyl-CoA hydrolase activity. The record is from RefSeq and is a predicted model, not a curated record. Gene Ontology annotation, biological process: fatty acid metabolic process; acyl-CoA metabolic process. The transcript is spliced from 11 exons.